AUGGCGUCUCUACGGCAGCGUAAGACCGCGUCGAACUCGCCAUCGUCUACAACAGGAAGUGUAUCGUCCUCUGCAUCAGAAGAGCCUUCUACGACGUCUGUAGAGACCGUGGGGCCCAAGAACGACGAGGAUGAAGCUAGCGACUGGCCCUCCAUCAUGUUACUGCUGCUGUUGUACACACUGCAAGGCAUCCCCAUGGGUCUUUCGAGCAGUAUUCCAUUCAUUCUUCAAGAAAAGGUUGGCUACGGUGACCAGGCCACUUUCAGUCUCGUAUCGUGGCCCUUUAGCCUCAAAUUACUAUGGGCUCCAUUCGUGGACUCGCUCUACAGCGAACGCUUCGGUCGCCGCAAGUCAUGGCUCAUCCCCGUGCAGUUUACCUGUGCAGCACUUAUGGUGGUGGGCAGCUGGUUCAUGAGCGACUUACUGGGCGAAGGCGAGGGUCAGAAGCCACACGUCGUCUACCUCACCGUCUUCUUCUUCGUGCUGUACUUCAUGAUGGCUACACAAGACAUCGCCGUGGACGGAUGGGCAAUUACCAUGCUUUCAGAGAAGAAUGUCGGUCAUGCAUCCACAUGCAACACGGUAGGCCAGACUGUCGGCUACUUUGUAGCGUACGUGGGCUUCCUGGCUCUCAACGACCCGUCCACGUGCAACAGCUACCUACGUAGCGAACCAGAGGACGAAGGACUCGUGUCAUUGCCCGGUUUUAUGAGUUUCUGGGGCUGGGUCAUGUUCUUCACCACUCUAGGCGUGUGGCUCUUCAAGCACGAGAAGCCUGAGGAUGAGAACAGUGAGCGCCUGACAAUUGCUCAAACUUACUCGCAGAUGUACUCGGUGAUGCGUCUCCCCAGUGUUAUCUCUCUGUCUAUUAUGCUACUGACGAGCAAAAUCGGAUUCGCUGCUGCGGAGAGCGUCGCGUCACUUAAACUUGUGGAAUACGGCAUGAAGAAGGAGAAAUUGGCUCUAUUAACACCGAUUUUGAUCCCCUUGGGUAUCGUCAUUCCCGUAAUGAUCGGUCGAUGGAUCAAGCCAUCGCAACCGCUUAAGCUCUUUCUCUGGGGUUACCCAGUUCGACUUGCUGUGGGACUUUUGUAUGCGGGGCUUGUGUACAUCACCCCCAUGGCCAUGGCACAGGACGAGAGUUCCCACUUCGUUUUCUACGCUGUCAUCCUAGCCAUCGGUGCGCUACACGAGGUUGCUGCCAACAUGAUGUACGUCCCGCAGAUGGCUUUCUACGCUCGUAUCAGCGAUCCGUCCAUCGGUGGCACGUACAUGACUUUCCUCAAUACGGUCACAAAUCUGGGCUCCAAGUGGCCCAAUUCUCUCAGUCUGGCGGCUGUGGAUCGUCUCACAACACGCGAGUGUCUGGGUGGCUACUUCCACGACGAAAUACUGGACAUUGGAUCCGUCACGUGCUCGGACGCUGAGGCACGUAAAGCUUGCACUGACGCUGGAGGCGAAUGCCUCGUCAUUCGCGAUGGUUUCUACGUGGAGUCAGUUAUCUGCUUGGUGAUUGGUGUGCUCUGGCUCCUCUUCUUCUUCCGUCGGAUCCAAUUCCUACAGAACCUCAAGAUCGACAAAUGGCGUGUGAAUGCCACGGCCGAUUAA
This is a messenger RNA of Phytophthora infestans T30-4, 1608 nucleotides long. RefSeq names its product acetyl-coenzyme A transporter, putative. Gene Ontology annotation, cellular component: membrane. Bases 1 to 1608 code for a protein of 535 amino acids. The record is from RefSeq and is a predicted model, not a curated record. The transcript has a single exon. Lineage: Eukaryota; Oomycota; Peronosporomycetes; Peronosporales; Peronosporaceae. Gene Ontology annotation, molecular function: acetyl-CoA transmembrane transporter activity.